CUGAACCUCUCCACCAUCGACCAACAACACUCCCCUCUCCGACCACAGCGUCCCCUCCACCGCAAUCAUGUUCUCCUCCACCGUGAGACAGUUUGCAGGACGCAGCGUCGUCCGCCCAUCGCGCAACUUCUCCUCGACCGCGCGAGCGAACAAAAUCAUCACCAACAGCCAGCCUCUGCGAGCAAAGCACGCCUCGGGCUCCAUCUCCGCCAAAUACCCCAUCAUCGACCACGAAUACGAUGCCCUGGUAGUCGGCGCUGGUGGCGCUGGUCUGCGUGCCGCCUUCGGUCUCGCCGAGGCCGGGUUCAACACAGCAUGUAUAUCGAAGCUUUUCCCGACACGAUCACACACCGUGGCCGCGCAGGGUGGAAUCAACGCGGCGCUUGGAAACAUGCACGACGACGACUGGAGAUGGCACAUGUACGACACCGUCAAGGGAUCCGACUGGCUCGGUGACCAGGACGCCAUCCACUACAUGACCCGCGAGGCUCCGGCCUCCGUUUACGAGCUCGAGAACUACGGCUGCCCAUUCUCCCGUACCGACGAUGGCAAGAUUUACCAGCGUGCCUUCGGUGGACAAUCGAAGGAGUUUGGAAAGGGAGGUCAGGCAUACCGAUGCUGCGCCGCCGCCGACCGAACAGGCCACGCGCUUCUGCACACACUCUAUGGCCAGUCGCUCCGACACAACACCAACUACUUCAUCGAGUUCUUUGCCAUUGAUCUCAUCAUGGAGGAUGGUGAGUGUAAGGGUGUAAUUGCAUACAACCAGGAAGACGGUACUCUCCACCGCUUCCGCUCUCACCACACCGUUCUCGCUACCGGCGGAUACGGCCGCGCCUACUUCUCUUGCACUUCCGCCCAUACCUGCACCGGAGACGGAAUGGCCAUGGUCGCCCGUGCUGGUCUUCCCAACCAGGAUCUCGAAUUCGUGCAGUUUCACCCAACUGGUAUCUACGGAGCUGGAUGCUUGAUUACUGAGGGUUCUCGUGGUGAGGGUGGUUACCUUUUGAACAGCGAGGGUGAGCGCUUUAUGGAGCGUUACGCACCCACUGCUAAGGAUUUGGCAUCUCGCGAUGUCGUGUCCCGCAGCAUGACCAUGGAGAUUCGUGAAGGCCGCGGUGUCGGCCCUGACAAGGACCACAUCUACCUCCAGCUUUCUCACUUGCCACCAGAGGUCCUUCACGAGCGCCUCCCAGGUAUCUCUGAGACCGCCUCGAUUUUUGCCGGUGUCGAUGUCACCAAGCAGCCAAUUCCUGUGCUCCCAACCGUGCACUACAACAUGGGUGGUAUCCCCACGAAGUAUACCGGAGAGGUUCUUACUGUGGAUGAGAACGGCAAGGACAAGGUCGUGCCAGGCCUUUUCGCUUGCGGUGAGGCUGCUUGUGUGUCCGUCCACGGUGCCAACCGUCUUGGCGCCAACUCUCUCCUCGAUCUUAUUGUUUUCGGCCGUGCUGUCAGCCACACGAUCCGCGACAACUUCUCGCCUAACAAGCCACACAAGGAGGUCUCUGCCGAUGCUGGUGCAGAGGCUGUGUCUAUUGUUGACCAGAUCCGCACUGCGGAUGGAGCCAAGAGCACAGCCGAGAUUCGCAGCGAGAUGCAGAAGGUCAUGCAGUCUGAUGUCUCCGUGUUCAGGACUCAAGAGUCGCUUGACGAGGGUGUUGAGAAGAUCAACAAGGUCGAUAAAUUGUUCGACCAGGUCGGCACAAAGGACCGCAGCAUGAUCUGGAAUUCCGACCUCGUUGAGACUCUCGAGCUCCGCAACCUCCUUACCUGCGCCGUCCAGACCGCCGAAGCUGCCGCCAACCGCAAAGAGUCCCGUGGCGCUCACGCACGCGAGGACUUUCCUGACCGUGACGACGAGAACUGGAUGAAGCACACGCUCACAUGGCAGAGGAAGCCGCACACUCCAGUCGAGAUCGGUUACCGCUCCGUUGUUGCCAACACAUUAGACGAGGCCGAGUGCAAGGCUGUUCCACCUUUCAAGCGAACUUAUUAGAGGAAAUGCAUGGAGUUGGAAGGAAGGAAGCGGGAUGAAAGAACGAGGCCGAUUUGGUCUCCCAGAAUUGUAGAGCCGACUUGGGCUGGCUUUGCAGACGAGGUGUUUCGACCUUGUCGGAGGAAGGGCGUGCAUAGUCUCAUCCACAGUGUUUUCGAGCAGCGAAGCGUCGUCGAUUUUUGUGCUUGUAAAUAUAACAGAAGAAUACAAACCAUCAACGUUUG
Messenger RNA from Zymoseptoria tritici IPO323, 2223 nucleotides. RefSeq names its product succinate dehydrogenase flavoprotein subunit (gene SDH1). The coding region runs from base 68 to 1999 and encodes 643 amino acids. Gene Ontology annotation, molecular function: flavin adenine dinucleotide binding; succinate dehydrogenase (quinone) activity; electron transfer activity. The transcript is spliced from 2 exons. Gene Ontology annotation, biological process: mitochondrial electron transport, succinate to ubiquinone; tricarboxylic acid cycle. Lineage: Eukaryota; Fungi; Ascomycota; Dothideomycetes; Mycosphaerellales; Mycosphaerellaceae. The record is from RefSeq and is a predicted model, not a curated record.